CCAUGCAAGACCGCGUUGCCCUGUGAACUCACAGUGAGGGGCAUUAAGACUUACAUUGUCAUGGAUGGGCAGCUGUCUGAUCUUCUUGGAGAACUGAAGAAGGAGUGCCCAGUGUUUCACAUACAUGGGUCCCAGGUGGAGGUGCUGUCGGAGCCGGCCGAGUUCUACCAGUUCCUGGUGGAUGGGUGCCGGCGGGCGCGGCGCCGCAUCGUCCUCUCAUCCCUGUAUCUGGGCAAUGGCCCGCUCUCGCUUGCGCUGGUGGCUUCGCUGUCGGAGUCGCUGGAGUCCCGUCCGGAGCUGGAGGCGCACGUGCUGCUGGACUGCCUGCGCUGGGAGCCGGGGCGACGCCAAGCGUUCUCCCAGCUCACGGCACCUGCUGCUGCCGCUGGUGCAGCGUUUCGAGCGUCGCUGCCAGGUGGCGCUGUGGCGCUGUACCACACACCGACGCUCCGCUCCUUCCUCAAGUGGCUGCUGCCAGCCCGCUGGGAUGAGGUGGUCGGUCUGCAGCACAUGAAGGUGUACAUCUUCGACGACGACCUGGUCAUCAGCGGAGCCAAUCUCAACGACGACUACUUCGCCGAGCGGCAGGACCGCUACAUUGUCUUCCGCGGCGCGGCGACGCUGGCCGACUUCUACUGCGAACUGGUGGCCGCCGUCUCCCGCUUCAGCUUUCAGCUGAGCUCGCGCGACACGCUGCAGCUGCACCGGUCGUGGCCGGUGCACCCGUACCAGGGCGACCUGGACGAGUUCACGGCGCGGGCCCGGGCCGAGCUGGAGCGGCUGCUGGAGCGCUGGCGCAGCCACCGGCCGCCGCCGCCGUCGCCGUCCGGCGGCGAUACCUGGGUCAUGCCCACUGUCAACCUGGCGCCGGUUGGCGUCCAUCUGGACGACAGCGUGACGCGGCGCCUGCUCACGGGGGACCUUCUGCGAGGCGACACCUACCUGGCCACCGGCUAUUUCAACCUGACAGACGCCAACAUGGCGGCGCUGACGGCCGGCCGGCGGCGACCCGUCGCCGUCCUCUGCGCUCACCCCACGGCCAACGGCUUCCUGCGCGCCCGGGACCUGUCCGGCUACAUCCCGGCCGCCUACACGUACCUGCUGCAGCGCUUCCACCGGGCGCUCGGCCGACAGAGUGGCGUCACUCUUCACGAGUAUCAGCGGCCGGGAUGGACGUUCCACAGCAAGGGCCUCUGGUGUCACGCGGCGGGCGAGGACACGCCCUCCGCCACCGUGAUCGGAUCGUCCAACUUCGGCUACCGCUCCACCUACCGCGACCUGGAGUCGCAGGUCGUCAUGGUAACGCGGCACGAACCGCUGCGACUUGCCCUGGCGGAGGAGCGCCGCAAGCUCUUCCUUCACUCCACACCAGUAGAUGGCAGCACAUUCGCGCGGCCCGACCGCCUCGUGCCGCUCUGGGUCCGAUUCGUCAGCCGAUUGAUCCGUCAUUUCUUCUAGUCGCGCGUUGGCCGUCUCGCCGGCACCGCUUGCACGUGACCGGCCGCUGCGGGCCACAGUUCGGGUCAGCUGUCCGCCGGCCACACGGACGCGUGGCGGUGCUGUGGGUCAGCCUUGCCGCGAGCUGGGCGUGGCUGCGUCGGUCUGCGAGGGCGCCGGCUGGGGGCUGUAUGUGUGGGGGUUUGGUGGUGACGGGCUGUGUGGACAGCUCCAGUUCGUACUUUUGUAGACCGCUUAGCGAUAUUGCGUGAUGGACCGAGAGAUAGGCGGUGUAUGUGUCUGGUGCAAUGUCAGGGACAUCUCCACAUUUCGGAGCAUACCCCGCAUUACUGCUCUGGAAAGCGGCAUGGAACUGAAUGGUGUGAUUAGAGGCACAGAUGCUGCAGCCUUCGACCUCGUAUAACUACUAUUAUUCUCCACCCACCCCCUCCUCCCCAGUGAAGCACAGCCCGUGUGAUCGCAACGUCCGCAACAAUACGCUUCCAGCAGCAGUGCGACGAUUGCUCAGUCCGGCUGUGUUUUUGCUAAGUAGCGUUAGGCCCCAAGUACUGUAUAAGACUACCUCGUGUGGUGCGUUUUUGCCUUCGUACUUGGCGGGUCGCGGGAUGUGUGCGUGUGUGUGUUGGUUACGCUUCAACCGUUUGCGUUUGGUGCGGGCUCGUCACUCG
Pollicipes pollicipes is the source of this 2126-nucleotide messenger RNA. It is a transcript of the gene PGS1, whose product is annotated as Phosphatidylglycerophosphate synthase 1. NCBI's taxonomy places the organism in Eukaryota, Metazoa, Arthropoda, Thecostraca, Pollicipedomorpha, Pollicipedidae. The record is from RefSeq and is a predicted model, not a curated record. Gene Ontology annotation, cellular component: mitochondrion. Bases 61 to 1458 code for a protein of 465 amino acids. The transcript is spliced from 12 exons. Gene Ontology annotation, biological process: cardiolipin biosynthetic process. Gene Ontology annotation, molecular function: CDP-diacylglycerol-glycerol-3-phosphate 3-phosphatidyltransferase activity.